Molecule: messenger RNA, 1998 nt
Organism: Grammomys surdaster
Lineage: Eukaryota; Metazoa; Chordata; Mammalia; Rodentia; Muridae
Gene: Chrm3
Product: cholinergic receptor muscarinic 3
Exons: 4
Coding region: 232-1998 (588 amino acids)
Biological process (GO): positive regulation of smooth muscle contraction; chemical synaptic transmission; regulation of vascular associated smooth muscle contraction
Cellular component (GO): plasma membrane; dendrite; synapse
Molecular function (GO): G protein-coupled acetylcholine receptor activity; G protein-coupled serotonin receptor activity
Source: RefSeq, a predicted model, not a curated record
CAUGAUACACAAUGCAAAGGCUCUCCACUUAUAAUUCCAAAGUGCUGGGGUUGAGUCUGGCCGUUCCAUUGUACAGCAAUGACCUGGAGGGGUAAAUGUCCCCCUUGAUCCUGUAAGAUGGUUCUUUAGCUCCUUCUGGAAGCAUCCAAGUGCUGCGUUCUGACUAGUGGCCAAGCACGUGACAUCCCAAACUUCAGCAAAGGUACAAUAAGACUAUGUCAGAGAGUCACAAUGACCUUUCACAGUAACAGUACAACCUCGCCUUUGUUUCCCAACAUCAGCUCUUCCUGGGUGCACAGUCCCUCAGAGGAGGGGCUGCCCUUGGGGACAGUCACUCAGUUGGGCAGCUACAACGUUUCACAAGCAACUGGGAAUUUCUCCUCAAACGACACCUCCAGUGACCCUCUGGGGGGCCACACCGUCUGGCAAGUGGUAUUCAUUGCACUCUUAACUGGCUUCCUGGCCUUGGUGACCAUCAUCGGCAACAUCCUUGUCAUUGUGGCAUUUAAGGUCAACAAACAGCUGAAGACAGUCAACAACUACUUCCUCUUAAGCCUGGCCUGUGCAGAUCUGAUCAUCGGGGUCAUUUCUAUGAACCUGUUCACUACAUACAUCAUUAUGAACCGCUGGGCACUGGGAAACUUAGCCUGUGACCUCUGGCUUUCCAUUGACUAUGUGGCCAGCAAUGCUUCCGUCAUGAAUCUGCUGGUAAUCAGCUUUGACAGGUACUUUUCCAUCACCAGACCUCUUACGUACCGAGCCAAACGAACAACAAAACGAGCCGGUGUGAUGAUUGGUCUGGCUUGGGUCAUCUCCUUUGUCCUGUGGGCUCCUGCCAUUUUGUUCUGGCAAUACUUUGUAGGGAAGAGAACUGUGCCCCCAGAAGAGUGUUUUAUUCAGUUUCUCAGUGAGCCCACCAUCACCUUCGGCACAGCGAUCGCUGCCUUUUACAUGCCUGUCACCAUCAUGACUAUUUUAUACUGGAGGAUUUAUAAGGAGACUGAGAAACGUACCAAAGAGCUGGCUGGGCUACAGGCCUCUGGGACAGAAGCAGAAGCAGAAAACUUUGUCCACCCCUCAGGCAGUUCUCGAAGCUGUAGCAGCUAUGAACUACAACAGCAAGGCAUGAAACGGUCAUCCAGAAGGAAGUAUGGUCGCUGUCACUUCUGGUUUACAACCAAGAGCUGGAAGCCCAGUGCUGAACAGAUGGACCAAGACCACAGUAGCAGUGACAGUUGGAAUAACAAUGAUGCUGCUGCCUCCCUGGAAAACUCUGCUUCCUCCGAUGAAGAGGACAUUGGCUCAGAGACCAGGGCCAUCUAUUCCAUUGUUCUGAAGCUGCCAGGCCAUAGCACUAUCCUCAACUCUACCAAGCUACCCUCCUCAGAUAACCUACAGGUACCAGAUGAGGACCUGGGGACUGUGGAUGUAGAGAGAUCCCACAAGCUUCAGGCCCAGAAAAGCAUUGAUGACCGUGACAACUGUCAGAAGGACUUCUCCAAGCUUCCCAUCCAGUUAGAGUCUGCCGUGGACACAACCAAGACCUCUGACACCAACUCCUCGGUAGACAAGACCACGGCUGCUCUACCUCUGUCCUUCAAGGAAGCCACGCUGGCUAAGAGGUUUGCUCUCAAGACCAGAAGUCAGAUCACCAAGCGGAAAAGGAUGUCGCUCAUCAAGGAGAAGAAGGCCGCCCAGACGCUCAGUGCCAUCUUGCUAGCCUUCAUCAUCACAUGGACCCCCUACAACAUCAUGGUCCUGGUGAACACCUUCUGUGAUAGCUGCAUACCCAAAACCUAUUGGAAUCUGGGCUACUGGCUGUGCUAUAUCAACAGCACCGUGAACCCUGUGUGCUAUGCCCUGUGCAACAAAACAUUCAGAACCACCUUCAAGAUGCUUCUCCUAUGCCAGUGUGACAAAAAGAAGAGGCGCAAACAGCAGUACCAGCAGAGACAGUCGGUCAUUUUUCACAAGCGAGUGCCCGAACAAGCCUUGUAG